Messenger RNA from Dryobates pubescens (Downy woodpecker), 1002 nucleotides. RefSeq names its product coenzyme Q3, methyltransferase (gene COQ3). Gene Ontology annotation, biological process: ubiquinone biosynthetic process. The transcript is spliced from 6 exons. Bases 1 to 1002 code for a protein of 333 amino acids. Lineage: Eukaryota; Metazoa; Chordata; Aves; Piciformes; Picidae. The record is from RefSeq and is a predicted model, not a curated record. Gene Ontology annotation, molecular function: 2-methoxy-6-polyprenyl-1,4-benzoquinol methyltransferase activity.
AUGGGGCUGCCAGUGAGCGCUCCUGAAGCUGCUGUUCCUGCUUCUGCAGGUGACCAGACCGGCCCGGGAGGUGCCCUUCAGAACCGCAGCAGGAAGAUGCAGCUGAGAUCCAGCAAUGCUCUGCCUGUCCCUCCGACUGAAACCCACAGCCUGGUGACUGCAAGGAGACUUUGCAGCACUUCACACUCAUCAGUGGAUCCAGCAGAAGUGAAGAAAUUCCAGCUCCUGGCCCAUAAGUGGUGGGAUGAAGAAGGAGAAUAUUCAGCUCUUCAUUCUAUGAAUGACAUCAGAGUGCCAUUUAUUAGAGAUACUCUGCUGAGCAUGAGCAGCAAUUACCAGCUAGGCAGUCCCCUUGCUGGGGUGAAGGUCCUGGAUGUUGGCUGUGGCGGUGGCCUGCUAAGUGAGCCUUUAGGCAGACUGGGAGCUUCAGUUACUGGAAUCGAUCCUCUGGAGGACAACAUCAGAACAGCAGAUCAGCACAAGUCAUUUGAUCCAGUCCUGGCCAAGAGAAUACAGUACAAGUCCAGUUCACUGGAGGAGAUUGUGGAGGAGUCUAUGGAAACCUUUGAUGUAAUUGUAGCUUCUGAAGUAGUGGAGCAUGUGGCUGACCUUGAAAUGUUUAUCAAGUGUUGCUCUCAGGUGUUAAAGCCUGAAGGUUCUUUGUUCAUUACUACAAUCAACAAAACACAGCUGUCCUAUGUGCUGGGAAUUGUGGUGGCAGAAAAGCUCCUGGGCAUUGUACCAGAUGGGACACAUGAGUGGGAGAGGUUUGUCCCCCCUGAAGAGCUGGAGAGCCUCCUGGAAUCAAAUGGCUUCUCAGUGAAGGCUGUGCAGGGGAUGCUGUACAACCCCCUCUGGGGGUCGUGGAGCUGGGUGGGCAGCAGGAGCAUCAACUACGCCGUGCACGCCGUCAAGCCCCGGGCUCAGGGACAGCACAGCCCAGCAGCAGCCCUGCCAGAGCUGGGAGCUGAGCAGCCCUCAGCCACAGGGACUGCUGUGUGA